Molecule: messenger RNA, 2550 nt
Organism: Penicillium cosmopolitanum
Lineage: Eukaryota; Fungi; Ascomycota; Eurotiomycetes; Eurotiales; Aspergillaceae
Product: putative plasma membrane phosphate transporter Pho87
Exons: 4
Coding region: 1-2550 (849 amino acids)
Biological process (GO): monoatomic anion transmembrane transport; polyphosphate metabolic process; phosphate ion transport
Cellular component (GO): membrane
Molecular function (GO): phosphate transmembrane transporter activity
Source: RefSeq, a predicted model, not a curated record
AUGAAAUUUUCACACAGCAUUCAGUUCAAUGCGGUGCCAGAUUGGAGUUCAAAUUAUAUUGCGUACAGCAACCUGAAGAAACUCAUCUAUACCCUCGAGAAGCAAGUUCAUCGGCCUGAUGAACAGUCCGCCCCGGACGUUGAGUCCGCCCCCCUGUUGUCCGGCGCACAAGUUCAGAACCCGGACGGUGUAUUCAAGCGUGCCCUCGAUGCGGAACUGGACAAGAUUUGCACCUUUUUCCAGCAAAAGCAAGGGGAGAUAUUUGAACUCACAGAUGAAUUGAUACAUGAGGGCACGGAGUAUCUUAUGCAAACAGACGGUGUCAAUAUGGAUCCUGUGAGCGAGAGUGUGGUCAAGGCGAGAACCCUGAGUACCAGCUCUCGUCCGGGAACUGGCUACAAUCAACCUCAUCGUCGCCCAUCAGGUGGCGUGAGUGACGAUGCGGAUGAUAGCGACGACGACGGUUAUCCUCCUGUGCUCAACCCCCGCAAUCGACUCAUGCAGUCAACUGAUGGAGAGUCUACAACGGAAGACCGCGCAGGCGACAUGGCGGACUCGGCCUUCUUUGGCCUCGGAAGCAGUCGUGCGCCCCAGGAUUCUGACCUCAGUGACCAGGCUUUCCUCGAUCUGUACAAUACGGGAGUCUCGCUGAAGAAGCGUCUCGUCGAAGCCUAUGUCUCUCUGUGCGAACUACGUUCAUUCAUCGAGCUGAACAAGACUGGCUUCUCCAAGGCCUUGAAGAAGUACGACAAGACCUUGUUCCGCAAUAUGCGUCGGGAUUACCUCGGUUCAGUCGUCAACCCAGCGCUGCCAUUCACCGAUUCCACCACGUCCGCUGUUGAUGACCACAUUACUAAGGUAGAGGGUAUCUAUGCUGAAAUUGUCACCAAAGGUAGCCGGCCUUUGGCUAGCCGGGAACUGCGUCUACAUUUACGUGAGCAUGUGGUCUGGGAGCGAAAUACCGUCUGGCGCGAAAUGAUUGAGAUCGAACGCCGUGCGCAGGCCGCGAAUGUCGGUAUUCGUCGAACUCUGCUGGGUGGUGAUGAAGAUCCGGUCACGGCACGCCGCCAGGGUGACAAACAAGAAAUUCGAACUACAGAGAUUGGAACCCCCCUUGGCAGCAUACACUUCCCCACAUGGCUCUGCAGUCUCAGCUUCGGUACUCUGGUCUUCAGCUUUGCUGUCUUCGGAGCAUUGCUGGCCACGCCCUUGAUGGAGACACCCGAGCAACAGAACUGCCUUGCAAUGCUGGUUCUUGUUAGUUUCCUCUGGGCUACCGAGGCCAUUCCGCUUUUCGUGACUUCGCUGCUGAUUCCGUUCCUGGUUGUUGUGUUGGGUAUCAUGCGAUCCGAUGAAAAGCCACACAAGCGACUUGGUCCAAAGGAAUCUGUUGGCAUGGUAUUUGCAGCUAUGUGGACUCCAGUUAUCAUGCUUCUUCUGGGUGGUUUCACCAUCGCUGCAGCUCUAUCCAAAUAUGACAUUGCCCGGCGCAUGGCUAUGUUUGUUCUGAGCAAGGCUGGCUCCAAGCCAAAGACCGUGCUAUUAACCAAUAUGUUUGUGAGCAUGUUCCUCAGCAUGUGGAUCAGUAACGUUGCGUCCCCUGUGCUCUGCUACUCGAUUAUCCAACCUCUUCUUCGCAACUUGUCCCCGGACUCGAACUUCGCCAAGGCGCUGGUUUUGGGUAUUGCCCUGGCCGCCAAUGUCGGUGGUGCAGCUUCGCCAAUCGCUUCACCGCAGAAUAUCAUUGCUCUACAGAACAUGUAUCCCAGCAUCAGCUGGGGCACAUGGUUCUUCAUCGCGCUGCCUGUCUGCAUUAUUUCCAUCUUCCUGAUCUGGGCCCUGCUUCUGGCGACGUUCCACCCGGGACGCAACACGACCAUUAUCCCCAUGCGCCCAGUUAAGGACCGCUUCACUGGUAUUCAAUACUUUAUCAGCGCCGUGACUCUCGGAACUAUCGUGCUCUGGUGCGUGAGCCACCAGCUCGAGCAUGUCUUUGGCGACAUGGGUGUCAUAGCCAUCAUUCCCCUUGUGUUAUUCUUCGGCACGGGUAUCCUGAACAAAGAAGAUUUUAACAAUUUCCUCUGGACGAUCAUCAUCCUCGCUGCUGGUGGGUUGUGUCUUGGCAAGGCCGUCACCUCCUCUGGUCUUCUGCACACCAUCGCUGGGAGUAUCACCGAGCGAGUCGAGCAUCUGAGUCUGUAUAGUGUUCUCCUCGUCUUCUGCGCAUUGAUUCUUGUCAUCGCCACCUUCAUUUCUCAUACCGUUGCUGCUCUGAUCAUCCUACCUCUGGUCCGUCAGAUCGGCGUCAACAUGGAAAACCCUCACCCCAAUCUGCUGGUCAUGGCCAGCGCCUUGAUGUGUUCCGUUGCGAUGGCCCUGCCCACAAGCGGGUUCCCCAACAUGACUGCCAUUAUGACCGAAGUCCCGACAACAGGCCAGCGCUACCUUCAAGUCCGCCAUUUUAUCACUCGAGGUGUCCCAUCAAGCUUGAUGUGUUUCUUUGUGAUCGUCACCCUCGGCUAUGGACUGAUGUAUGUUGCGGGACUGUAA